Messenger RNA from Cavia porcellus (domestic guinea pig), 3639 nucleotides. RefSeq names its product HHIP like 1 (gene Hhipl1). Lineage: Eukaryota; Metazoa; Chordata; Mammalia; Rodentia; Caviidae. The record is from RefSeq and is a predicted model, not a curated record. The transcript has 9 exons. Bases 40 to 2412 code for a protein of 790 amino acids. Gene Ontology annotation, cellular component: membrane.
GAGGAGGGAGGCGGGGACCUGGCUGGACGCGGGGCCGGGAUGGCGGGGCGGCGGGCCGGGGCGCUGCUGGCCCUGCGCGCACUGCUGGCCGCCGCGCACCCGCAGUGCCUGGACUUCAGGCCGCCCUUCCGGCCGCCGGGCCCGCUGCGCCUCUGCGAGCAGUACUCGGCCUUCGGCUGCUGCGCGCCCGAGCAGGACGCGGCGCUGGCCCGGCGCUUCGGGGCCCUGGCGGCCCGCGUGGACGCCGCGCUGUGGGCCGCGUGCGCCGGCUACGCGCUGGACCUGCUGUGCCAGGAGUGCUCGCCCUAUGCCGCCCACCUCUACGACGCCGAGGACCCGGCCACGCCCCUGCGCACGCUGCCUGGCCUGUGCCAGGACUACUGCCUGGACCUGUGGCGCUCGUGCCGCGGCCUCCUCCGCCACCUGUCGGCCGACCCGGAGCUCCGGGCGCUGGAAGGCGACCGCACCAAGCUCUGCCGCUACCUGGCCCUGGACGACAAGGACUACUGCUUCCCGAGCCUGCUGGUCAACCCCCGGCUCAACACCAACCUGGGCCGCGUGGUGGCCGACGCGCGCGGCUGCCUGCAGCUGUGCCUGGAGGAGGUGGCGCACGGGCUGCGCAACCCGGUGGCCAUGGUGCACGCGAACGACGGCACGCACCGCUUCUUUGUGGCCGAGCAGCUGGGGCUGGUGUGGGUCUACCUGGCCGACCGCGCACGCCUCGAGCGGCCCUUCCUGAACAUCAGCCGCGCCGUGCUGACCUCGCCCUGGGAGGGCGACGAGCGCGGCUUCCUGGGCCUGGCCUUCCACCCGCGCUUCCGCCGCGCGCGCACGCUCUACGUCUACUACUCCGUGGGAACGCGCUCCCGCGAGUGGAUCCGCAUCAGCGAGUUCCGGGUCUCCGAGGACGACGAGAACAGUGUGGACCACAGCUCCGAGAGGAUAAUCUUGGAGAUCGAAGAGCCAGCCUCCAACCACAAUGGAGGCCAGCUGCUCUUCGGGGAUGAUGGAUUCCUCUACAUCUUCACUGGGGAUGGUGGCAUGGCCGGAGACCCCUUCGGAAAGUUCGGAAAUGCUCAGAACAAGUCGGCGCUGCUGGGCAAGGUGCUGCGCAUCGACGUGGAGCGUCCCGCGCACGGGCCGCCCUACCGCGUGCCGCCCGACAACCCGUUCGUGGGCGACGCCGCCGCGCGCCCGGAGGUCUGGGCGCUGGGCGUGCGCAACAUGUGGCGCUGCUCCUUCGACCGCGGCGACCCCUCCACCGGCGCGGGCCGCGGCCGCCUCUUCUGCGGCGACGUGGGCCAGAACAGGUUCGAGGAGGUGGACCUGGUGCAGCGCGGCCGGAACUACGGCUGGCGCGCGCGCGAGGGCUUCGAGUGCUACGACCGCAAGCUGUGCGCCAACGCGUCCCUCGAUGAUGUGUUACCCAUUUUCGCUUACCCGCACAAGCUGGGCAAGUCGGUCACAGGGGGCUAUGUGUACCGGGGCUGCGAGAACCCCAACCUGAACGGCCUCUACAUUUUCGGGGACUUCAUGAGUGGGCGUCUCAUGUCCCUCCGCGAGGACCUGGGGACCGGCCAGUGGCGGUACAGUGAGGUCUGCAUGGGCCGCGGGCGCACCUGCGCCUUCCCGGGUCUCAUCAACAACUACUACCCACACAUCAUCUCCUUCUCGGAGGACGAGGCCGGGGAGCUGUACUUCAUGUCCACUGGCAUGCCAAGUGCCACCGCAGCCCAUGGUGUCGUCUACAAGGUGAUCGACCCAUCCCGACGUGCACCCCCUGGCAAGUGUCAGGUCCACCCUGCGCCUGUGAAAGUAAGAAGCCGACUCAUCCCCUUCGUGCCAAAAGAGAAGUUCAUCUGGACCCCGGAGAGCACCCCGCGCCCCAAGCCGCGCAAGCCCACUAAGGCGCCUCGCCGCAGCCGCCCCACGGCCCCUGCACCUGUGCCCACCCCGCGGCCAACCUGGCGGCCGACCCGGCCCAACUUGAGGCCCACCCGGCGGCCAGGAGGCCGGAAGGGCAGCGGGCGUCGGCGCGGACGGCUGAGCACGGCGGGCCCGGUGCCCUCGGACGGCGCCGUGCGCCUGGUGCGGCCCGUCGGGCUGAGCCCUGGCCGCGGCCGCGUAGAGGUGUUCGCAGGCGGGCGCUGGGGCACCGUGUGCGACGACGGGUGGGACUCCAAGGCUGCUGCUGUCGUGUGUCGCCAGCUGGGCUUUGCCCAAGUCGUGCGCGCAGUGAAGCGCGCUGAGUUUGGCGAGGGCCGUGCGCUGCCCAUCCUGCUGGACGACGUGCGCUGCGCAGGCCCCGAGCGCACUCUGCUGCAGUGCACGCACGCCGGCGUGGGCACACACAACUGCGGGCACGAGGAGGACGCGGGCGUCGUGUGCAGUCAUCAAGACCCAGACUUAUAAAAAAAAAAAAAAGAGAGAUUGAGACUCGUAGGUGAAGCACGCUGUGCGGAGAGCAGCCCUGCUCCAGUCCCUCUGCCCCGUGUGCCUGGCGCUGAGCUGAGGCCGAUGCAGAGCUGGCGUGGGCGGGCCCGAGUGGUGACCUGGUGGCCCGCCGUGCCUGUCCUGUACUGGCGUGCGGUGCGGGCGCGUCCUGGGCGCCCCUCCCUGCGUUCCUGCUGUGGACGUCGCGCCAGCGCCUGGGCUGGGGCAGCGUGGCUGCUUUUUCCCUCCCAGCGUCCCAGAAGCAGCAGGAGCACUGGCCCUGGGAUGCAAGGACAGCAGGUGGCCACACUCCGGGGCAGAUGUGGCCCCUGACAUCAAGAACAGAGACAGAGGUGGCAGCUCGGGGGAGAGGCUAGGCCUGCCGUGCCCAGGACAGAGGAGGAAGGUGCCAGGGAGGUGCCGGCCAGCUGUGCAGUGUGACGCGGAAACACAGUCUCAGCUGCCCUCAGGCGCAGCAGGACGUCCCCUGAAGCAAGAGAGGCCAGGUUGCCCUUGGCAGCGACUGCCUACCAGAAGGCCAGUGUGCCUAGGAGGGAGCCAGCGCCCAUCCUCGGACAGCUGGCUGGGAGCUGGAGGUCUCCGAGGCCACCUGCCAGCCUCGCUUUGCUAUCAUGCGAACCCAUGUGGCAGCCCUGGGACAGGUGCCGGUUGCCUGCCGUCCUGGGACAGAAGCCCCUUCUGCCAGCAGCUUGCCAGGCUUGAGGCCAUGUUGACACCACUGGGGCCACCACUGUCACCUCCAUUAGCGCCUUGUUCUGGCACCUCAGGGAUUCUCUGAUUCCUGCAGCCGCACGUACGGGCCACCACACUUUGGGACCGGUGGAACUGUGACACUGUCCCCAAGACUGUGCCAACAACGUGACUGUCUGCCAGUCCCUCCAGUGUCUUAUCUGCCCCCACCUGCCAGUCUGGGAGCUGGGAUGCAAGGUGACCUGGCCUGCAGCUCAGUUUUGUUUCCUGGCAAAAGUUUCCAUACUCAUGAGGUCCUUAGCCAGGCCUUGGGGGACUUAAGGACAGUGGAGGCUGGGUAGGAUGAGCAGACGGGUCCAUGUCACAGGUGGUGACGGUCACCUGCUUUACCUCCAUGGAGUUCUGGGUUGAGCUGGCCACAGAGCAGUGAGCCUGUUGCAGGCCUGGUGUGGGAAAGUGCCGGCAUCAUCCUCGACUAAAAUUUGAGGCCAGGGA